GGCGACAGAACUCCCCCGCGGCGAUCAUCAAAGAAGAACCUCGGGAUGAGGACGACGAGGAGCUGGGUACCGAGGACAAUGACCCCGACUCUGGAGAAGUCGAUGGCGGCAUAUACGUCGACAGGCCCACUGCGGACGUUGAUGACGACCCGGACGCUCAAUUGGACUCGAAUGAUCUGGAUCUGGGAACUGACCUCCCGCCCGGCAUCGCUGCUGUGGUCGAGCUCGUUGAUCAUAUCUAUCAUACCGAUAGAUCCGGCUACGAGGACUACCACAACACUACGGACAUGACCAUUGCGUGGCGAUCGUACUGGACUGAAAACAUGACCGAUCCCGACGCCCGGGACACCUUCGACCAGAACAUCAUGUAUGUCGGGCACAUCUGCACGCUCCCCAAUCCUGAAAAGGCCGAUUACACGUUCGAGGAUCUGAAGAAACCCGAAAACUCCAUGUUGCUUGAGCGCGCGCUUCGUCUCUUGCAGAAGCAGCGCUUUGGCUACACCUCGACCAGUCUGCGUAUCGUUCCUUACGCCGACUACACGGCGCUCAAGGGCUCGAAUGGAGCUGACAUUGUCAAACAAGUCGUUCUCAAGGAGAUGUCGGAGAUGGAGAAGGCGAGCCUGGAGUAUGCAUUCGGGCUCGAGGGCCGAAUCAAGGGUGCAACCGUCUCCGAUGUGGGUGCUGAUCCCGUGACUACGACCGCGAACGGUACCACUCGCAACAGUCGUCCUGCUUCGGGAGGUUCAGCAACUAGAGUCUAUGCGAAACCCACGGGAGCAACGGGAGGACGUGGCCAGGGCGGCAUCGACGCCGGAAUGCAGGCGCGAAUGAGUGAGAUGGACAAUCACGGGAAGACGGACCUGUGGUGGCUGCAUGCUGUCGCUGGUACUCAGUGAUUGUGUGGCGGAGACGACGAUUGAGUGUUUGAUUUUCAGCCAGACAGAGAUUUGCUUCCAGGAGUGCGAGACA
Zymoseptoria tritici IPO323 is the source of this 969-nucleotide messenger RNA. RefSeq lists its product as uncharacterized. Bases 288 to 896 code for a protein of 202 amino acids. The record is from RefSeq and is a predicted model, not a curated record. The transcript has a single exon. NCBI's taxonomy places the organism in Eukaryota, Fungi, Ascomycota, Dothideomycetes, Mycosphaerellales, Mycosphaerellaceae.